Messenger RNA from Canis lupus familiaris (dog), 2163 nucleotides. It is a transcript of the gene ARHGAP40, whose product is annotated as Rho GTPase activating protein 40. The record is from RefSeq and is a predicted model, not a curated record. Gene Ontology annotation, biological process: signal transduction; regulation of actin filament polymerization; regulation of small GTPase mediated signal transduction. Lineage: Eukaryota; Metazoa; Chordata; Mammalia; Carnivora; Canidae. Gene Ontology annotation, molecular function: GTPase activator activity. Gene Ontology annotation, cellular component: cytoplasm.
AUGGACGUGGGGAGCGCACUGUGUGCACCAAACAUUAGCAGUCCGAGGGAAUCCUCUGGAAGGACUCAAACAGAGCUGCUGCAGCUCACACACGCCUUCCUGUAUGUCCACCACGGAACUCCCACCUGGGCGCUGCGUUCCCUGGGACCCAGCGGCGGCCCUGGUGCUGCCAACCGACCACCUUUGCUGCAGAAGUGCGGGCAGGAUGCUUGGGGGGACGACCAGCUGGCGUGUGGGGAGAAACUUCGCAUUCGGGAGAGCUCUGAGCAGCUCUUGGUGGAAAGUUCGUCCACGGACAGCAUUUAGAUGGAGGUGGAGCGGAUCCAAUAGCGAGAUGAGCCGAAGCAAGAGAACAGCAGCAGGGGUGAAGGCCAGCUCCCACUAGGAGAAGCCAAAUCCCAGUGGCUGCAGGACACAGGCCUGUAAGGCCUCCUCGGUGGCCAGAGCUUGGACAAUGAGCACCAGGGGCUCCCAUACACCCUGACAUCGACCCAGGAGGUUGCUGUGUGCUGCCGGCUGGACAUCCGUGUCUGCUCAACCGGAAGACAACACAAAGCACCUGUCAGAGAUGUCAGAGACAUCUUUGGCUUCUUCAGCUCAAUGAGUAAUAGGAAGAAGAGCAUUGGAGCCAUGGGUGGCACCGCCAAGGGUGGAGACAGAUGGGGCAAAGGAGAGCAACAAAGGACCGGAAUAGAAGCGAUGAUAAGAGGUCCGUGCAGUGUUCCCACUCCUUCAGCCCCUUCUGUUGGAAUGCAAAAGUUUAGGAUUCCCAAAGGCAGAUUUGGCCUGACCUGGACAGGAGACUUGUCCCUGCAGGAUGUGCAGAUCCCUGCUCUGGCCCUCAUGGAGCUGAUUGUGCUCUGUGUGGUCUGUGGCUCAGUGAAGAGGAACAAGGCAGGGAAGUGGAAGGCAACAAAAACGUGGCUUUUCAGGGUGCCCCUUGAUGUCCUGCUAGAAGCUGAUCGCAAAGCCCUCCCAAGCACCUGGUCCUUCAAGCUCUGCUGUCCUAUUUUGGAAAAGAGAGAGCUGGACACAGAAGGCAUUCUCAGGGUGCCCGGAUCCCAGGCCAGGGUCAAGGGGACGGAACAAAACCUGGGGAGAGAUUUCUACACUGGCCUUUUUAGCUGGGACAAGGUUCACCCCAAAAUGUAUCCCCAAGAUGUGCUCAAAAGGUUCACCCGGGAGCUGCCGGAGGCUCUGCUCACUGCUGCAUUCCUCCCGGCCUUCCCUGUGAUGCCAAACAGCCCCGACCUGAAGCAGUACCUGCAGGCCCUCCACCUGCAGCGGAUCCUCCCAGAACCCAGCAGACAUGCCCUGAGGGCACUCCUGAAAUUCUUCAGGAAGGAGGCGGCCUGAGAGCCAAGCAAGAAGAUGACUCUAAAGAACAUUUCCAUGGUGAUGCCCCCAAAUUUCCCCCCCAAACUCCCCAAGGGCAAAGAGAAGCAUUUGGCAGAGGGGGUGGCUGAGGUGGUGCAGAUGUGUGUGCACUACCAGGACCUGCUAUGGGCAGCGAGUGCUGUGGCUCCACCAUGGGUGGAAGGGAUGAAGUGUCGAUCCUGGAAGGGCUUGGGCCUGGUAGCUCUGCUCAGCCUUCCAGCCCAGCUCAAGAGCGAGAGCGUGGAUGGCCCGGCUCCUCCCCCACGCGGUGUGUUCUUGGGGACACCUCUGCCUGAGUGUGCCAUCGAGCAGCUGUCCCACAGCACCAGCUGCCCCACAGCACACAGCACGUACCUGACCCUCCUCCUCCAGGUGCUCGCGACCUGGCUGCCGGGCCCGGCGCUGCCGAUUCGGCCACCAGGGGGCGCGCCUGCCCCGUCCGAGCGGGCGAGGAGGAAACGGGGCGGGACUCCCAAAGUGGCAAAGAUCCAGGUGGCCUGGCCUAUCACAGAUCCUCUGGAGGUGCCCCUGACUCCCAGCACUGAACUGGCCCGUGUCCCCAGGCGGUUCACAGAGUGGUUCAGUCCUGGCUCACAGGGUCAAGAAGGCAGUGAGGACAUAAACAGCCUCCCCUCCGUGCACAGGCCUGUGAAGGCAGCGGACAUCCUCCUCUGGGAAGUUGGAAGAAAUAUCUCUGAACAUCACCUGGCCUCAGGUGCCUACCCCUUAGAUCUGUAUCACGCCAACCCCUGUGGCGAGUGGGUCAUUCAACAGAGCCUCACCUAA